UUAUGGCGGGACUGCGGCGGACAUUCUGACAUUGGGGGGUACUGACUUGGGGUCACUGACAUCCCCAGUGACACCAAUACAGUGAUCAGUGCUAAUAAAAAGCACUGACACUGUACUAAUGGCACUGGGCAGGAAGGGGUUAACAUCUGGGGUGAUCAAAGGGUUAACUGUGUGCUGUGUGUGUUUUAAUGCAUGUGUUGUGUGUGUUUUACUAUGUAAACAUGCUACUGUGUAUUUCUGUUCUGUGCUGUGCAGAGAAGUACACAGCAACAUGUUACUGCUGGCAGGAGAGAGACCUGUGUUGUUUACACACAGG
Messenger RNA from Staurois parvus, 316 nucleotides. The record is from the annotation of a GenBank genome assembly. Lineage: Eukaryota; Metazoa; Chordata; Amphibia; Anura; Ranidae.